Messenger RNA from Porites evermanni, 13040 nucleotides. The record is from the annotation of a GenBank genome assembly. Lineage: Eukaryota; Metazoa; Cnidaria; Anthozoa; Scleractinia; Poritidae.
AAUCAAUGGCGCCAUUUUUGUUGUCUGCGAAUCAGGCACUCUUUUGAAUUUUUUAAUUUUUGUCAUCAUAUUUUAGAAGUAUUUUUCCACGAAAAGCAGUUUCGAUGCUCAUUCAAAUAAUGGAGAAUAAUGAAGAUAUCCUUCAAGCUCUACAUGGCACGUUUGAUAGAGAAAAUAUCACCUUUUGACAGUAAAUUCUAGGCCACAUUUUUAGACAAUCGUACUAACAUUUACGGUUCUUUUGAAACAGAGUUCGAGAACAUGUCGAAUGCAGAAAAAUUCUUAACACAAGAUCUUGAGGAUAUGCUCUCGUAUAUUGCCAAGACAGGCAGAGUGUUGUAAGUAUGUCUAUUAAGCUUAUAUUUAUGCCUCUUAAACCUUCGUUUGACAUGGGCGCGUGUUUAUGUCGUGUUUUGUCGACUGAAGGUCGCCAAAGUUGCUUUUGUUACAGGAUUUUUAUCACCUUUGUGAAAUUUAUUUCACCUAAGAGGGAUAAUGUAAUUUAAGUACAUUAAAACUGAACUUGUUUUGGAGUAAUAAUUUCAAUUUUUUUUUUCGUUUAUGAUUAACCUUCGUGAUCACCUCGCUUCAAUCAACUUUGGCCAGCGGUCCUUGUGAUGUAUGAUUGCGUAAUAUUUUUUGUAGUGCUUUUCAACUUUUUAUUUCACCCGUAUUUGAUAUGUCUUUUAAUUUUAAUUGGUAAGAUGUAAGAUUCCAUGUAACCCCAUACAUUUUUAGGCAUACAUGUUUCGACUCUAUUCAUUUUAAACUAUAUUGUGAGAUUAGAUUAAACUCCCACCACUCUGGAAAUUCCAGUUGAGGCUUAUGAUUUCCUGGAGCAACUUCAGAAUACCCGGCCACAUCAUUUACAUUUGUCGGAACACUUUAAAGAACGAGGUAUAACACAAUAGGCACUUUUGUUAUUCAAUGAUAUGCAAGAAGUUAUUCUGAAGUUUAGCCGAUUUCCUUUAUAAAUUGUUGACCUUUAAGAUUCUUCUCCCCCUUAGUAUUUUCAACCCUGACCCUCUGACGAUGACCCUCUGUGAGGUGUGUGUGUGUAGGGGGGUAUUUUCCUGAACGAUACACUGAAAGAUAAUGUUGAUAAUUGUCUAGGUAUUCCAGGUAUUCCUUUAAUUUUUCCCCAACUUUUUUUUGUGAUAGGUUUCCAUGGAAUUCUUUAAAACCAGUGUUCCUUUUUAAACUAGACAAGGUAAGGUGUAUAAAAUUAUACACACUUUUUCAUACCCUCAUUUUACCAUCAAAUAAUAUUAUUUCAGAUUCAUGAGUUUAAUGACUCUAGUUUAUCGACAUGACCUGAUCUCUUUGGCAUGUUCACCAGGUGAUGCGGGAAUUUUUUGAAAACAGUCCAUCUAGGAAUGCCACAUCAUCUGAGCCCACUGUUACCGCAGACUUUGAAGUGAUGAGGCAGAGACUUUUAGACUGCUUGGAUUCGUUUACCAGGUUACUGCAAUUCGUAUUUUAUAUGAAUAUUCCAUGCGCUAUAAAAAUGUGUACAGUCGGCUCUGGGAGGAGGCCCAACUCCCUAGGAUGUCUGUUUAUAUGUAUAAGAGUUACGGAUGAAAUCCUUUCUCAGGUUUUAGCCAGGUCAAGUAUACCCCCAUUGAUUCUAUUAAUUAGUUGAUUAUUAUUUUGAAAGAUAAAUCCUUUACAGUGGAACUUUGAUAUAGCAAGGGCCAAGGGACUAGCAAAAACUCUUUGAUAUAACAAGGUUUCAUUAUAUUGAGGUUCUUUUCCAUAUAUUUUACUAUAACUGGGGCAAAAAAUAUUGUUCAUUAUACCAAGGACUUUGUUAUAUAGAGGUUCAUUAUAUCAUGGUUCUAUUGUAUAUAAUUGAGAGUCAUAUCUGCAGCUAGUGUCUAAGUGUCAAUUCAAAUCUGCAUUCUUGAACAUGUAAUGAGCAGUGAAUGUUUGCAUAAGUCCACAACUUCUCUUUAUACAGUCAGAAUGAACGAUCCUUGAAUGGAAAAAAUUUUUCAUGAAACAUUUAUAUCAAAUUUAAGAAAAGUGAGGUGGAGGAAAUCUUAUAACUACCACUCUUGUGAGUAACUUUACUCUUCAAUAUGAAUGCAGUGAUGAAUCUGAAAUCUGCAGCUUCUAACAUAUUGAAUAUUUAAAAUAAUAAUCAUUAAUUAGAUAAAAUUAAUCCUUGUUGGGGGGGGUACACUUGACCUGGCUUCACUGUAAACUAAUACAUUAUUCAAUAAACUAACCCUUUUGCAUUACUAUGAAGGUUGAAUACCAGUUUAACCUGAGAACAGAUUUUAUCUACAGCAUAAGCACCUUACACCACUGUCUUGUUCUAGUGUACUACCUCAGUUAAUGUUUGCAACAGUUAAGGCAUAAAAUUUCUCAGUUUUAAAAAUUUUAAACAUGGUAAUUCUUUCUUGCUUUCCAGUGCUCCUUUCACCAUUCAGAGACUUUGUGAACUAAUGGUGGAGCCAAGAAAAAAUUACAGUAAUAGCGAAAAGUUCAUGAGAGGAGUAGAGAAAGUAAGAGAUAAUCAGAGCUACAACAAAUUUUGGACAUUGCUUUUUUAAGUCACUAGCAUGUAAAACUCAGAGCUGUCAAAAAGUUUUUAAGUAGCUGGCUAAUAAUGAAUAGUAGGUGGCUUUUGAACUCACACCAAAGGCACAAGUUCUUGAGGGCAGAGGUAGUAGGGGUAUUUUGAAAUUUAGAGUCUUGGAAAUGGCAUUUCCAGGGGUUUUCAAGAGGUAUUUCCACCAUGGAUGCCAUGUUGUUUUGUCAGAAUACACACAAGACUGGGAAUAAUGCCGUCAAAAUGUCCCAGGCAUUCCACAACAUUGCAUGAUUUGAACGUUUCACAGAUCUAAACCUGUUUAAAUAUGCAUUCAAUGUCAUUCAACACUUGGAAAUGGAUGCUUUAUAAUUUUAUUCGAUGGUGCUUAUUUUUUGGUAGCAGCUAUGGUAGAAGGAGAUGAAAGCAGUUGGCUAAGGAUGGCUAACUAGCCGGCGGUUGUGGCUGGCUACCGGCCCUUAUUGACAGUCCAGCUGGUAACAACAAAUUUUGGGCAUUGCUUUUAAGUCACUAGUGAGUAAAACUUCACAAUAAUUUUGUUGUUGUUUAUAGAAUGUUCUUGUGGUCAGUACUGUGGAUAUCAACAGAGAUGAUCUUGCUGAGUAAGUGACAUUAGAUCUCAUUAGAUACUAAAAUUAAUGUUAAUUAUUGUGAUGGUGGUGAUGUUGAUGGUAGUGAUGAUGAUGUAGUUGGUGAGAGUGAUACUUGUGUGGUUGAAGGUGAUGAUGAAGAAUUGUAACUGCUGAUCUAGCAGAAGAUGUUUGCUGUUACAUCUACAAGUAAUAUAGUCAACUCUUGCCUUGGGGUCCCCUAGCUAUAAAAGGCAAAAAUCCUCUGAAAAAUGAAUUACAAACACUAACAGAUUUACGCUAUUAAUAGCACUAACUCUCUACAGUAAUGUAAGUUGACUGUAUAAAGCGCUCAGCAAAUGGCCUUAUUUCUAAUCGUUAAAAUUUAUGAUUAUUUAUUUUUAUAUGUAAUUAGAUGUAGAGUGAGUAUAAAAUAUCGUAAUAUAAUAAAUUUUUUAAAAAAAAAAAAAAAAAAAUAUAAAAAAAAAAAUGUUUGGGGGGGGGGGGGGGGGGGGUACACUUGACCUGGCUUCACUGUAAACUAAUAUAUUAUUCAAUAAACUAACCCUUUUACAUUACUAUGAAGGUUGAAUACCAGUUUAACCUGAGAACAGAUUUUAUCUACAGCAUAAGCACCUUACACCACUGUCUUGUACUAGAGCACUACCUCAGUACUGUUUAUGUUUGCAACAGUUAAGGCAUAAAAUUUCUCAGUUUUAAAAAUUUUAAACAUGGUAAUUCUUUCUUGCUUUUCCAGUGCUCCUUUCACCAUUCAGAGACUUUGUGAACUAAUGGUGGAGCCAAGAAAAAAUUACAGUAAUAGCGAAAAGUUCAUGAGAGGAGUAGAGAAAGUAAGAGAUAAUCAGAGCUACAACAAACUUUGACAUUGCUUUUUAAGUCACUAGUGUGUAAAACUCAGAGCUGUCAAAAACUUUUUAAGUAGCUGGAUAAUAAUGAAUAGUAGGUGGCUUUGGAACUCACACCAAAGGCUCAAGUUCUUGAGGGCAGAAGUACUAGGGGUAUUUUGAAAUUUAGAGUCUCGGAAAUGGCAUUUCCAGGGGUUUUCAAGAGGUAUUUUCCACCAUGGAUGCCAAUGAUGUUGUUCCAUCAGAACACGCACAAGACUGGGAACAAUGCCGUCGAAAUGUCGCAGGCAUUCCACAACAUUGCACGAUUCAAACGAUUCACAGAUCUAAACUUGUUUAAAUAUGCAUUAAAUGUCAUUCAACACUUGGAAAUGGAUGCUUUAUAAUUUUAUUCGAUGGUGCUUAUUUUUUGUUAGCAGCUAUGGUAGAAGGAGAUGAAAGCAGCCAGCUAAGGAUAGCUAACUAGCCGGCGGUUGUGGCUGGCUACCGGCCCUUAUUGACAGCCCUGGUUACAACAAAUUUUUGGCAUUGCUUUUUAAGUCACUAGUGAGUAAAACUUCACAAUAAUUUUGUUGUUGUUUGUAGAAUGUUCUUGUGGUCAGUACUGUGGAUAUCAACAGAGAUGAUCUUGCUGAGUAAGUGACAUUAGAUCUCAUUAGAUACUAAAAUUAAUGUUAAUUAUUGUGAUGGUGGUGAUGCUUAUGGUAGUGAUGAUGAUGUUGUUGGUGAGAGUGAUACUUGUGUGGUUGAAGAUGAUGAUGAAGAAUUGUAACUGCUGAUCUAGCAGAAGAUGUUUGCUGUUACAUCUAUAUGUAAUAUAGUCAACUCUUGCCUUAGGGUCCCCUAGCUAUAAAAGGCAAAAAUCCUCUGAAAAAUGAAUUACAAACACUAACAGAUUUACGCUAUUAAUAGCACUAACUCUCUACAGUAAUGUAAGUUGACUGUAUAAAGCGCUCAGCAAAUGGCCUAAGAGGUACAGUUACACAAUGUAACUUUUGCCCUGCUGACACCUUUCCAUCACAGACACAAUAACAAUAAAGAACAGCAGCUUAUCCCUUCCAAACUUACAGACAUUUAAGUGAAUAAUAUAUCUCACUACAGUUGAAACUCCACUAAUGGCCACCUCUACACAACGGCCACCUCUCUACAAUGGCCACUCUUUUUGGUGAACAGUCCAUACGUUGGCUGUUGUUUAAACCUCUCUACCUCGGCCACUUUGUUGUCCUCAAGGUGGCUGUAAGGGAGAGGUCCAACUGUAUAACAGACACUUUUUUAGGUCCUGUCAGCCAAUUUCAUUGAUCUCACUCUUGUUAAGACAGACACCAAGCAGAAAGGAAAUUUUUCUCACACCCCAAAAUUACAGACUCUGGCUAUUGUGGACAUGAACUUGUGCACACUAGAUAUUGGAAGUUGACUGUACAAAGUGGAGAAAACAAUAUUCUGAUCACUUGGUAUACCUGGUACGUGAGUAAGGAUUGAACUAUCUGAAUUUUUUUUUCAGGAUGACCUUGACAAACAAUGUUGAUGGACAGCACAUGUUGUCUAACCUGCCCAAUGGUCCCGUUACAAAUGGAAUUAUGACUUACGCGAUCCCUUCUGAAGGGAACUCAGUGACUGAUCAUGGCUACAAUGAACGUGUUUCUCAUGUCACUCCUGAUAGUGUGAUAUCUCAAGUCACACCAGACUCAAAUGGAUCCACACCUCUUAAUGCUCAUGAAAAUGGACAUGAUCAACAAGAACAUUAUAACGAAAGUAGUUCAUCUGCUACAGAAUCCUCUCCUGUAGAAGAGUCUAAUCUUCCUGAACAACAACUUAGUGAGGAAAAGUGUGAGAGAGACAUGAACAAAGUUGAGGGAAAUGUGCCCCAGGAAGAGAAGGCGCCAGAAAUAGAAAAUAAAGAUCCUGGUUCGUGUCUGGAUGCUCAUGCCGAACAGAAUAAGAAAAGUUCAGAGGAAGAGAAACCGGAGCUAGCUUCUGAGCAAAGUAAGAAUUUUUGUGCAGAUGUUGUUAGGUACACAAAUCCAUAAUUCAAGCUUAUGAAUAAACCAUACUGGAACGGUCAAAAUGAGGUGUUGCAGUCCUGACUCUUUCUUUUCCUUCUAUCUCCUCCCCUCUAGUUGUUUUUCUUUUCUUGCGUCAUUUUUUCUCUUCUUCUGCUGGGCAUUUAGUAGGCUUUAUUUCAGUAGGAAAAGUUUUUGAGAAAGCUUUAAGUAUCUUAGAAUUAGAUGAAAAGAAAUUUAGGUAGGAAGUGGAAUAAGAUUUUCAUGGGAAUUUUCAGAUCCACAUUGCAUGGUUUCUUGCCUUUUUCUGUGGCAUCCUUGACAGAAUCAUGCUCAUUCUGGUAUGGUUUGAAAGAUCCCUUCACCCUGCACAAGUUAGCUGACAAAGUUGUCCUUGACCGUUAAAACUGAUGACAUCACAAGCAGUGGAAGGGACGUGGAUCUGUAGUAUGGAGUAUGGGUUAACAGACUUUUUGUUCCUUCAUUUUCAGAAACAGAAGCAGUUAGUGAGCAGACAGCAGAACAAGCAGAGAUCAAGGAAACAAGUCCAUCACCUACAAGUGAAGAAGAAGAGCCAAUGGAUGAGAACUAACAGACCAUUGUCAUUAAUUUAAUGUGGAAUAUGGUCGUGUAUUUUAGCAACUUAUUCAUUCUCCAUUCUACCAGUAUCCACAUGUACAGGCUGUAGUAAUGCCAUGAGUUAGCUGGAAAAAGGAAGAAUGCAAAACAACAGCUUACAACUGCUUUAUCGUCCAACCAGUUUUUAUUAUUUUGGGUGACUUAUUUGUUUGUUUGCUUUUUACAUGACAGUGUUUAAAAUGUCAUAUUACAGUCAAGCCAGGUCGAGCAUACACCCCAAGUUGCCAUUAAUGAAUUUAUUAUUUAAAAGUUGAUUCUGGUAGUAGUUGUAGAUUUCAGAUUCAUCUCUGCUUUCCUGAAUGUUUGAUGAGCAGUGAAUUCACACGCAAGAUAGUUAUGAAAUUUUUACCACGUCAGUUUUCUAAAAUUUGAUCUAAAUGUCUUCAAAGCAGUUUUAACCAUUGAAGAUUUGUCAAUCUGACCAAUAAUUACGUCGUAAAAAAUUUACUGCUCAUUUUUCAUGCAGGAGUGCAGAUAUGAAUUUGAUACUGGUUGAGGCAACGACCAACAGAUUCAUUUUUCAGAUAAACGAUUCAUUUAUGGAAUCUAUGGGCGUAUGCUUGACCUGGUGUGACUGUAGCUGAGACAUUCUUUGUCAUUGCAAUGUGAAGGUGAACGAACUUUAUCAUGAUACAUGUGAUCUCUUUAAAGUGCUUCUUGUUCACUUUGUUCGUAUCAUUCAGGAAGAGAACCUGAUACAAAUCUUUUUCAGAGUACAUUAGCACCCCAAGAACUUGAACUCGGGUAACUCAAUCUCCCUGCUAACUUGGUUAUCUUGAAUUCGAAUGACUUGAAUUUCCCUCUUGAAUUAAAUGUCCUUUUCAUUGAUUAAAAAUGUCACUAAAAUUUACUCCAGUAAUUCAAAUUCUGGUUCUUGUAUUAAUGUAACUCCACUCGGAUGCCAUCCCAUAAGCUCAGCCAUUUGUAUAAUCAGUAUAAAAAACACUUAAACUAACACUACAGCAAUUUAAUUUGAAUUGGUGCAAUGAACAGAUCACUGUACUAUACACUGAAGUGCUGAAAAAUCAAUAACUAUGAGUUAUUAACAUGGGAAAUUGAAUAUUCAUUCGAUGCUGAUAGCUCAAACCCCCGCUAACUUGAACUGUUCUGAGUUUGAGUUACUGGGGUUCGACAUUAUUAAUUUUGCAGUACCUGUCACCACAUCUGGAAACAAAAUGAAAAAAAAACAAAGGCAGCUAGAAGUACAAACAAAAGCAUCACUUUCUUUAAUUUUAGUUUUUUUCAGUAAAUUGUAGGGAGGUUAAAACAACCUCUACAAGAAUAGACAAGAUGAACUUUUUUUACCUUCUGUUAACUUUACUUAUUUUUCAUACACAGUUUUUUUUCUUCAGUUAGAGUUUUCAUCUAUGCCCUCAUUUUUAUUUUCUAAUAAAUAAGUAAUAAUUUACUGUAUAUUAUCAAAAUUUUAACUACUGACAUAAAGGGAAUCUUGUUUGAAAAUAUAUUUUCUUGUUUUACUGUAGAAGUCUUCAACCUUUUUCCAUCCAUACUAAAAUUAUUUAAACUCUCUCAACUGAGAGAGUUGUAUUGUAAAUGACUAUCAUGCAAAUCUUUCAUCUUUGAUUUCUCUCCUCUCCACAUAAAUAAAUUCUUAAAGCUCUAAAUUUCUUAUUUUUUACCAAUCCUUUGGGUUGCACCAGAACCAGGAUGGCACAUGAGAUUUUCUUCAUGCUAAGCUUCUUGUUUAGGCAUUAAAGGAUCCAACAAGAAAAUAUCCUAGACCCAUCAACUUAGAAAAUCUGUUGCAUUCAAGGUGAUUGCUCACUUAAACAGGGUACCCAAGUUUUAUUCAUGCAUUGGGAACCCAAAGAUAGUAGUAGGUGAAAGUGGUUGUGUCUGCCCUAAACUUGCUUGUUACACCUCCACUCUUAUCUAACAGGUCAUUUUUUCAAGCAUUCAUUUUCAUAUUUAAUGAGACCUUUGCGUACAAUAAUGUAUAAGAAGUCAAAACUGCAGUUUCAAUCUUUGAUCACUAAUUUAGUCAGCAUUAAAUCCUAAAAGAGUGACAUCUCAGCAAUUAAAGUCGGAGCUAACUGUCAUGUAGAAUAGUUAUUGAUGAAACUUCCAAUAAAGAAGUAAAUGAGUCAAGCAUUUAUUCUGGUUUUAGGCUGCCUGUUUCAAGGUUCAGGGAGUGGGGGGGGGGGGGGGGGCACCCCGGAUUGCAAGGGGUGGGGGAGCCUGCUAACAAGCUCUUCUGGAGCCCCCUGGCAAACGGGGGAAAAGGGGGGAGGGCUUGCGGGUACCUCUCCUUCCCCCCUUCCCCCCCCCCCCCCCAUACCCCCAGCAACCCCCGGGGAGCUUAUACAUGGAGAACCAUCAAGAGAGAGAAAUGCAAAAAAAUAGGAUGUGAUUUAGAUGUUGUAGUAGAAAUAUGUGUGAAGACGAUUAAAAAAAAAAGAAUUAGGGUCGAUGUUUUUUUUUUGGUGGGUGGGGGGUUGUGGGGGGGGGGGGGGGGGGGGGGGGGGGGGGGGGGGGGGGAGGGCACCCUGGAUUGCAGGUGUUGGGGUAGCCUGCUAACAAGCUCUUCUGGAGCACUCUGGCAACAGGGCGAAAAGGAGGGAGAGCUUGCAGUUACAUCUCCUUCCCCCCUUCUCUCCCCCACCACCAUAUCGCCAGUAACCCCAGGAGAGCUUGCUUGCAGGCUAGUGUUGGGGUUAAUAGAAAGAUUUAUGAAGGGUUAAAUUUUCCAUUCAGGGAUUUUGUGGGGGUAGAAAAAUUUGGCAGGUUUUUUUAUCUCCUGAUUUAAGUAGGGCUUUUGGGGGCAUUCAAAACAAUAAUUGGAAGGUUGGUGGAAGUGUCCAUGUAUACCAGCCACGUAGUUCUGCUAAUAAAGUAAAAAAAAGCACAUUACAUUGUAUCUCAAAAUAAAUAUGCUCCACAAAGUGUCCUGGUGUGCUUCCAACGAGGCUUUAUUUCAUUUAGUUGAUUUCUCAUCCGUCGUUCUCAUUACACACCAGGCUUUAUUGUCACAGAAAUGCCCUUUUGCCGUAGUGAAUUCUCAGACUCGGAAUUUUAGCAUGGAAUUGUUUUGUUUUUUUGUUUGUCUUUUUUUGGGGGGAAGAGGGGGUGCCUGGACUUGUAGGGAUGACGCGCACGGGAAAAUAUGAACGUGUGGUAUGGGAAAAGGGCCGACAAUCUCGGAGCCUGGAGAAGAGGCUACAGGGAGGUGGGUAGUUCUGGGUGGAAGCCCAAGGGAUUUUCUGUUUACUUUGAUCUUUUCCCCCAUUCUUCCCCAGCACUUGGAACCGCCCUUUGUUUCAGGUGUUCAUAUAGUAAGAACUAAAUGAGUAAUGUGAAGAUUAUUGAGUAGUUGUGAUAUUUUCAGGCUUGAUCAUUUUGACUUGGGUUUAAUUUGGGUAACCACAAGCACAAGGGGAAAAGAUCGCCCCCUUUUUGAUACCCGCAAAGCCUCAUGGGAUACUUAGGAAAGGUCUGGAGGUCGAGGCCUACAGCAAACAAGUUUGAUCGUAAGUUGAGUGCAUGAUACAAAACAAGAGGUAAAAUAUAACUUCCUCCAUCCUUUUUUUAAUCGGAAGGAAGCAUAACCUCAAGUCAAGCCAGUAAGGUAAGAUUUUUAGACCUAGACUGACCAAAGCAUUGACUGAAGUUCCAAGCUUGGCUUUAGUCCAAAGGCGAUGUGCACACUAUGUACGUAACCGGAUAUCGUUUUGUGCCGGCUUGUGUUUACACUUAAGGACGGUGAUUUCGGGGCGAUCUCUGCGACGGAGCAAAGCUCUGCGCCGAUCUCUAAAGUGGAGAGUCACGUAUCGGAUAGGUUUUCAUAACUAUACCGUCACGAAGUUCGAAAAUCUAUCCGGUAGCCCAAGGCAUGAAAAUAGUUUCGACGCUUGUUUAUUAACUUCAAAUAAUGAUCCUUUUUUCCAUCAGAUCUGUAGUUGCUUCUUGCCAUCUUAUUCAAACGUAGCAAACAGUUGCAGUGAUCACAUUUUGAAAUACCUUAAAUGUUUACUCAAAUUUUGCUCCAACCACAAAAGAUUAAUUUACAUAACGCAAUCUGUGGUUUAAUGUUUCUAGACUAUGUCAGUUAUCAUCCUCUCCUUUCCAAUUUCGCUAGCAAGGAAUAUCUUCGGUUCAGACCAGUGAAAGGUUUGCAAGAUAUUAUAGAACUUAAUGACAGAUUUGCUUUUUCCUGCAGGCAUAAUUGUAAAGCAUGGGUGGUAACCAUAGCAACCUGCCUCCUAAACCACUGGGGUUUGAAUACAUGUGCAUAGCGGUUCGUACAACUGACAGGCUUCGCAUCAUACUUGGUGGUGACCAUGAGGCAGCCAUCAUACGUCAGAUUAUACAAGAUACAUGGCUCAAAGGGAUACAAAAAGAAACAUUUGAACUUAAUGGAGUUUUUGAGUUCAAGUUGAAGGGCAAUCCAUUUUCUCCUGCUUCUUCAUCAAGUGAUGCGGUGGCUUGUAGGAGAAUGGCUGAGAGAAUUUUGCACAGGCUCUACCGAGAUGGAUGGAAGCUUCAAAUGUCAACUAAUUUAACUCGCACAGGUGAUUUGUCUUCUUGGAUAUUCAAGAAAGUUGCAGUUGCAGAAUUAUCUUCUCAGCCAUUUCUCAUAAUUGGUCUCAGCAGCUGGGACAGUUUGAUGGUACUCAAUGCUCCAAUGGAUCUGCACCAAGUUCUCAAAGAUGCCAUAGAGAGAUCAUGGCCUAAAGGUAUCCAAAAGUGGACGUAUGAGAAUGAAGUACUGUUAAUCAAGCUAAAAGGUUACCCCUGGCGACCAGAUGGUGAAGAGGCAGUUUAUUCAAGAGCAGUGCUUCAAACUAUUAUCAGUGAUCUAAUACCCAGACAAUGGAAUUUAUAUGGCAACUCCAACAUCAGAGGUGACAGCAACACUCUGUUCUUCGAACACAAUCCAAGCAUGGUACCAGGGCAGCCUCCUCCCGCACAGUUUAUCAUCAGCUUCAACAGUGAUGACUUACUGAGGCUCAUUGGAGCUCCAGACACCAUGGUGUCGACUGUCCGAAGCACCAUCCAGAGUUUUUGGCACAAGGGAAUCAAGGAAGAAAAACGCUAUGCAGAGAGUUGGCAGUUUAAGCUGAAGGGAUAUCCAUGGUGGGCGUCAGGAGAGGAGGCAGUAGAAUCACGAUUUCUAGUCAUGAAGCUGAUGGAAGCUCUGUUACCAUAUGGAUGGACCCCUGUUGCUGCCAUUGAUAGCUCAAGGAAAGACUCUGAUAAGAGUUCUCUGCUCUUCAGAUUAAUGCAACCAAGGCAGGCACCCUUUUUCUGUAUGAGUAUGAAUGAGUCAGACAAACUGCGACUGAUCAAUGCACCAGAAGAUGUUACCAAGGUAUGGUGUGACCCACCUACAUUAGUAGAUAAUGGUAACAGUGCUCGACACUAAUGCUAGUCCACUAGCCCAGGACUAGUGAAACUUUAGGCUGGGCUAGUAAAAAUAUGCUUCUACUAGCCCCUAGACCAGUUAAACAAGUUGACAAAAUAGUUUUUCUAAAACUCUUUUACUUGGGAAGUUCUUUUUCUAAAACGCUUUAUCACUAGUUUGUUUGUUUGUUUGCUGUGGGAGCGUAUAUUUGGGCAUCAAUGUACUAGGCGUGUGUGAAGUUUUUUUAUUUGGGUGUCACCCAAACAGAGUAAUCAAGUUUGUUUGUUUUGAUUCAAAGUUGCAAUAGGCACACAAUACAUGCGAAAGUAAACAAGCCAAGUGACACAAAUGUCUGCCGUGCACUGUCACAAUGUUCACAGCAUUUAUCUUCGUUACAAUGCACUGCCAGCAAAUGUGCAAUAGAAAACAAAUUUUUUGUAAAAACAAAGAACACUGAGUGAAACAAAUUAUUGAAUAAUUUAAAAAGGGGGGGCUUGAAAGAGGAUUUAUGGUAGGCACCAUGUGAAAGUACAGAACAACAAAUUGCCUAUUUUUCCACCUAUCUAGAUCUGCCAAGAUGUCAUUCAAACUCAGUAUGUUCUUGGCGUUCAACGAGUGCAGACCUAUGGCACUAGCCUGGAGUUCAAGCUGUCGGGUAAUCCAUGGAGCUCAUUUAUGGAUGGUCAUGAUGGAAUCCAUGCCAGAAAUUUGGUAUGCCACUUAAUUAGUGCCCUUUCAGGUCGAGGUUGGAUAGCUGUGACUGCUGCUGAUGUAUCUGCAAAGUAUGUCCAUCAAGACAAUGGUCCAGAUUAUCCUAUUGAUGUCGACAGCAUCUUCUUCUUAUAUGAUCCUUCAGCUGUAGCUGCUGCACCCACAGCUCCACCGCUGCAGCUACCAUACCCUCAGUUGUAUCCUCAACCAUUCACACAGCCCUAUCCUCAGCCCUUCCCACAGCCUUAUCCUCCACCUCCAGCUUACGGCUUCGCUCAGCAGGGUGCUCCGCCCCCUUUUGAUCCACCAGCCUAUGGGGCCUUUUCUAAUCAGUGA